Bufo bufo (common toad) is the source of this 2187-nucleotide messenger RNA. RefSeq names its product serine/threonine-protein kinase PAK 6-like. Gene Ontology annotation, molecular function: ATP binding; protein serine/threonine kinase activity. The coding region runs from base 128 to 2089 and encodes 653 amino acids. Gene Ontology annotation, cellular component: cytoplasm. The transcript has 9 exons. The record is from RefSeq and is a predicted model, not a curated record. Gene Ontology annotation, biological process: regulation of MAPK cascade; protein phosphorylation; intracellular signal transduction. Lineage: Eukaryota; Metazoa; Chordata; Amphibia; Anura; Bufonidae.
CCUCUCUCCACCCCACUCUCCCAUGCUCUCUCCUUCCUUCUCCGUCUUCCUGUGCCCACAUUGCCGGAGUGAGUGGAUUAUUUUAUGCCAGUGAUCAGGUGCCUCCUGCUGUCCUCAGUUUAACGUCAUGUUUCGCAAAAAGAAAAAGAAACGACCCGAGAUCUCCGCUCCUCUGAACUUUCAGCAUCGCGUGCAUACCUCAUUUGAUGCCAAGGAAGGAAGAUUUAUUGGCCUCCCUCCACAAUGGCAAAAUGUCCUGGACACUUUGCGGCGUCCAAAACCUGUAGUGGACCCUUCCAGAAUUACUCCAAUGCAGCUGAAACCUAUGAAAACCGUUGUUCGUGGCAGCACCAUUGGAUUGGAAGGAUACAUCUCAGGGAUAUUGCUUGACAUUCAAAAACUGUCUGUAACCAGCUCUAACACACUGCGGGGAAGAAGCCCCCUGACACGAAGGAGAGCUCAGUCUUUGGGGGUGCUUGGAGAGGAGAGACCAAACAAUGGACAAUAUGUUGUACCAGAGCCAAAUGUACCAGACAAGUAUUCCAACUACAUCAACUGCAAUGGUAACUCUAAAGCCAACAGGAGGCAGACCAUGUGGCCGGACUACAAGGCUACAGACGACAGCCCAUCCAAACCCAACGGUUCUGUUUGUAAAGCAAAGUCCUUGGAUCCUGGAGACUUUCAGGAUACAGUGGAUCGUGUGAGUCAAUCCAAAUCUCCUGGUGGCCUACGCAAGAACAUUAAUGGAGGUUGCAGCUUUGACCAAGAUACACGUGCUACAAAAAGACAGCUUUCUCACGAGACUCUGCUAGAAGAGGGUCCUGUCUCGAAAUCUGCAGAGAGUCUUACAAAACAGGGACUUUUAAGGAGUGGUUUUCAGCCUUCGGGCAAAGAGAAAUGUUCAGAGCAGCCUGUCCCAGCACAGGAGAGAAAGACCGAGGAAUAUCAACGUCCUGCAUUAACUGCAAGAGGAGUUUUGACCAAAGCUGUUUCUCUUCCACCUGACCAUUUAUCUCCAGGUUUCACAAGGGUAGUUUCAGGAAUACCAUCAGAGCAAGUAUCUCCUCUCCGGCCAUGCAGACCUUCUCCUGCAGGUUCACCACGUAGCCGCCCCAUUCAAACCAGCUCCACCAACCUUCAUUUAUCUCAGGACUCAUUUAAUAAAAUUCCACUGAGUAAUCAGGACACGGCGGUGGUAACUCAUGAACAGUUCAAGACAGCACUUCGAAUGGUGGUAGAUAAGGGAGACCCACGUCUGCUUUUAGAGGAUUAUGUGAAGAUUGGGGAAGGAUCAACUGGAGUUGUUUGCAUUGCUCGAGAAAAGCAGAGUGGGCGCCAGGUGGCAGUAAAAAUGAUGGACCUAAGAAAGCAACAGAGGAGAGAACUUCUGUUCAAUGAGGUUGUUAUCAUGAGGGAUUAUCAGCAUGCAAACGUUGUGGAGAUGUACAAGAGCUAUCUGGUGGGAGAAGAACUGUGGGUUAUGAUGGAGUAUGUACAAGGAGGUGCCCUGACUGAUAUUGUAUCACAAACCAGACUGAAUGAGGAGCAAAUCGCUACCGUGUGCAAGUCUGUGCUGCAAGCUCUGGUGUACUUGCACUCGCAGGGCGUGAUCCACAGAGACAUCAAGAGCGACUCCAUCCUUCUCACUCUAGAUGGUCGGGUCAAGCUUUCAGACUUUGGGUUUUGUGCUCAAAUUAGCAAAGACGUUCCAAAGAGGAAAUCCUUAGUGGGUACUCCAUACUGGAUGGCACCAGAGGUCAUUAUGAGGUCGGCAUAUGGCACUGAGGUGGAUAUCUGGUCUUUGGGGAUCAUGGUGAUUGAAAUGGUGGAUGGUGAACCUCCUUACUUCAGUGACUCUCCUGUGCAGGCCAUGAAAAGGUUGCGAGACAGCCCUCCUCCAAAACUGAGGAACUCUCACAAAGCAUCUCCAAUUCUGCGAGAUUUCUUGGACCGAAUGUUGACACGGGAAGCGGCAGAGAGAACCACAGCCCAGGAGCUCCUGGACCACUUUUUCCUGCUCCAGGCUGGCCUUCCAGAAUGUUUGGUUCCGCUGAUCCAGCAAUAUCACAAGAGGAACUCUACCUGCUGAUCCUGGGAAAACAUAAGUACUAGAUGUAUGGGAUCUUGGAGACCUAAUCAUUUAUCUCGCCCAUCUUGCCUAUGGGCAAUGCAACAUAUAAAUCUGAC